ACUGUACUGCUUGUGUUCGCAGCGGCAGUACCCUAUGAUGUGUACAACUGUGCUCAAGCUAAGGAGCCUCCUAAACCACGAAGUUUCCGCCUUUCGGCCGGAACCGCGAAUGCCAACUCGGUGUCCUUGUAGAGAACCGGAUGACGCGCAUUGCAGUGGGAGAAAAACCGCCGGAUCGAGACAGCGGGUUCUUUUAGUAACUUGAAGAUCUAGAAAAUGUCAGACAACCUCUGGUUCACAGAUAUUUCUCUCGAAAUUAACAGCAUCUCCAAGUUCGCAAAUUCGGACGGUUUUCAGUGGUUGAAGUAUGGCUCUAAGCUUCUGAAAAGUGCGGGUCACAGAAGAGCAUACUACCGCUGCAUCUCCAGCCUUCCCUGCUACAACCUCCCCGGCUGCCCUCCCUGCCCGGCGCGCAAGCACAUCGACUUUGACGCGCAGCAGCAGUUCACCUCGGGAGCUCCCAGCACCAAGAGCACGGGCGUGCAGGGAUCAUGUGCUGAGGCGAAACAAGACACCUCCUUGCAGUCCCCUUCUAGUGACUCGCCUCAACACAAGCGGCUGCAGGGAUUCUAUGCUGAGGCGCCUCAAAGCACGGCCAUGCAGGGAUUGUGUGCUGAGGGGAGUCAAGACACGACUCUGCAGGCCUCGUCUGCUGGCCCGCCUCAGCACAGGCGGCUGCAGGGAUGGCCACUUCUGCUGACUGGCCUCGGCACAAGCAGCAGCAGACACUCUGUGCUGGGAAGCUGCAGAGCUCCGCCGUUUGGGGAUUUUGUGCUGAGGGGAUUCAAGACACGCCCCUGCAGGCCCCGUCUGCUGGCCCUCCUCAACACAUGCAGCUGCAAGGCUCGUCUGCUGAGGGGAGUCAAGGCACGCCCCAGCAGGGCUCUUCCUCUGACGUGCCUCAGCACAUGCGGCAGCAGAGAUGGUGUGCUGAAGCGCCUCAGCGCACGGCCGUGCAGGGAGCAGGUCGUGAGGGGAUUCAAAACAAACCCCCUUCAGCCGUUUUCUGUUGUCUCGCGUCCGAACAAGCUGCUGCAGGGUUCCUGUGCUGAGGCUCCUCAGAGCAUGGCUGUGGAGGGAUGCUGUGCUGACGCUUCUCUAAGAGCUGCCGUGUUUUAUAACAGGUGUGCUGAGGCGCCCCAGAGCACGGCUGUGAAGGGAUGGAACGAGGCCAUACCGACACCUGCUGCUUCUUCUGGGAGUGAGCAAGAUGCUGCCCUUCACAGUGGCACGCCCUGGUCCUGGUUAGCCGAGACACAGCGAAAGGCGCAAGCAGAGAGGCAAGCAGAGAGGCAAGCAGAGAGGCAAGAAGAGGUGCAUGCAUAUGUGCAAUCAGAGACGGAGCCAAAGGUGCAAGCAGAUGAGACAAGAGAGACGCAACAAUGGGGCUGGGAACUGACAGAGCAGGAACAGAAAGAAGAACUGGGCGGGGUGAAGGUACUGACGGAGAAGCAGGAGACGGAUCAGAAACUGCUUCUGGUACGGUCUGUGGCAUGGAGGGAUUGCGCUGCUGAGGGAAUCCCAUGGUUGACAGACGCCCAGAGGCGAGAACAAUGGGUGGGCCGGGUGAAGGUAGGGACUGUGAAGCAGGAGCAGGAGCAGGAGCAGGAGCAGGAGCAGGAGCAGGAGCAGGAGCAGGAGCAGGAGAAGGAUCAGGAGCAGGAUCAGGAUCAGGAGCAGGAGCAGGAGCAGGAGCAGGAGCAGGAUCAGGAGCAGGAGCAGGAUCAGGAGCAGGAGCAGGAGCAGGAGCAGGAGCAGGAGCAGGAGCAGGAGCAGGAGCAGGAGCAGGAGCAGGAGCAGGAGCAGGAGCAGGAGCAGGAGCAGGAGCAGGAGCAGGAGCAGGAGCAGGAGCAGAAACAGCUUCUGGUUCACAUGCGGGCAUGGAGGGAUUGCGCUGCUGAGGAAAUUCGGGGGUUGACAGACGCCCAGAGGCGAGAACAAGGAGAGGGCCGUGUGAAGGUACCGACAGUGAAGCAGGAGCAGGAUCAGAAAAUGCUCCUGGUACAAAUGCAGGCUUGGAGGGAUUGCGCUGCUGAGGGAUUCCAUGGGCUGACAGAAGCCCGGAGGCAGGAAGAAGGAGCGGGUCAGGUGAACAUACGGACCAUGGAGCAGGAGCGGGAUCGGACGCUGCUUCCGGGUCAAAUGCGGGCAUGGAGGGCUUGUGCUGCUGGGGGAUUCCAGGGACUGUGGCAGGUGAAGCAGCAAGUGCCUUUCGGUUGUGAGAAUGGGCCUGUGGGUAGUGUGCGGACAGAGCAGGGGGCAGCAGCAGUGGCUGCAGCGGGUGCUGCAGCAAGGGCAGCGGCAAGGGCAACGGCAAGGGAAACAGCUCAGGAACAGACUCUUGGACGAAAAAAGACAAAGAAAGAUUGCAACUCUGCUGGGAGCUUUCGGAUGCCGUGGCAGCACAGCCUUCCCAGGGUACAACCACGAGUGUUACCAGUUACCAGCACAACUUCUCCGGAUACCUGCGACAGCAUGCUUUGGGCUGAUACCCUGCACCACGUGGAAUCAGCUGCUGCAGCUAGUGCAGCGGCCAUGGUAGCAGGUGCUGCAGCAGCGUCUGCAGUGGCUGGAGCAGCGGCAGCCUCUGUGGGUAAGGCAGCAGCUCCAAGAGCCAGCGGUGCAGCGGAACGUUCAUUUAAGAGGCCAUGUGAGGCAAAACCUGGUGCAGCAGCAUCUGCAGUGGCUGGAGCAGCACUUACCCCUGCGGCUGAUAUGGCAGCUUGUAGAGGUGGUGCAGGUGAAGAUAGUGUGAAGAGCCCAUUUGGGGCAACACCACACGCAGCAGUAAGAACAUCUGAGCGCAGGGCGAGUUUUCUGGCAGCCUGGAAUGCUGCCAAGACUAGCCAGCGAACCCUGGUGGCAGGGGAGGAGAAUAGGAAGACGACUAGGGAGGAAACUAGGGAGGAGAAUAGGGAGGAAAUUAGGGAGGAGAAUAGGGAGGAGAAUAGGGAGGAGAAUAGGGAGGAGAAUAGGGAGGAGAAUAGGGCGGAGGGAAGGAACAGUGGAGACGCCCGGAAGGGGUUGGUAGCGAGAGAGUCAUGUGAGGAAGUAGGGGAGAAGGCGAUGAUAGUGAGUAGGACUGUUCCGGAAGACUGUGAAGAAGCUAUUAUACGGUUUGAAGCUGGUCAAACGAGGCACGUGUGGGAGACAGAGGUCAGCUGCCGGCAUCUUAGGGAGUGGUUCAGGGGCAGUAUGAAAAGAAAGCGGGAGGGUGGGGAUGGCGCGCGGCAAGAGGAGAGGGUAGUGGGGUGCGGGAGGGACAGGGUUCCAGUUCGGUUGAGUGAGGUGAAUGCAGGAGGAUGGCUGGAUAAUAGAGGGCGACAUGGACUAGCAGUUAUGACGCCUGGUGACUCCAACCGUGGUGGCUUAGCUGGUGCCUGCGGAGGCAGAAGAGAUCUUGGAAAAACUGAGGCCAGAAAAGGAGCGCCCUUGAGAGCGGCAGUGUGUUUUGGUGAGUCAGCAUUUGGCUGUAGGGAUCCAGGUGCGGGUUUUAGGGACCACGGAGCGGGUUUUAGGGGCCCAGGUGUGGCUUUGAUUGGAGAAACUGUGCAUUGGCGCACAGAUAGGGGCUUCGAUAAUGCUAGUCGGGGUGGUGCGAGUGACAGUGCAACUGCGAGUCUGAGAGCUAGGGGGCGAGGGUUUGUGGUGGGAGGAGAAGGAGGAGGAGAAGGAGGAGGAGGAGGAGGAGGAGGAGGAGGAGGAGGAGGAGGAGGAGGAGGAGGAGGAGGAGGAGGAGGAGGAGGAGGAGGAGGAGGAGGAGGGGGGGGGAGGAGGAGGAGCAGGAGGAUGGGGAGGAGUAGGAGAAAGAGGAGGGGGAGGAGUAGGGGGGGAAGCUGCAGCUGGUGUGGACAGCUGUACGGCUGGUGGAAGCGACUCAGCAGAACAGGAUGGUGCAUUGAUAAAGUUCAUAAAAGUCAAGAGAGUACCAGAAUCUGGUGUUGGGGUUACGCAGUGGCAGAAGAUUUUACAGUCAGCUCAAGAGUCUGCUGAGGCACGAGAGUGGAAAGGUCUGCCUCGUAUGCAGCGUGCUGUGGGGAGCAGCAGAGAUGCGCAUUCACUGGGGAGUGCAGGGAAUGGAGCAGCAGAAAGCGCCGCUGAGCCUCUGCAGAAGCAAACAGUGUUGCGUGCAGGAAAGUGUAAAGGAGAGUGUGCAGGUGAGCGUACAGGGGAGUGUGCAGGGGAGUGUGCAGGGGAGUGUGCAGGGGAGUGUGCAAGCAAGGAUGAGGUGGAGCAAGCAAGAGAAUCUGUUGCAGAAGGGCUACAGCAGCAGCCACCUUUUCAUGGCUGGCAGGCCUUCGAGACGUGGAGAGCUCAACACUUCAGGAACCAGACGGCACCCUCGUCACUCAAUCCGGCAAUGCAGCAGCUGCCGUCCUUUUCAGAGUCGUCACGAAAUGGAGCAGCAGAAAUGGGUUCAGCUACACCUCUUUUGCGCGGAGAAGCUUCUCCGUAUAUUUGUGUGCGAAGCUCACCACUCGUACAAGGUGCCGCAUACCAAGGAGAGCCGCUUGACAAGGUGCCAAAGAUACCCACAGGUUCGGUUUUGGAGGAGCCUCAAAAGGCAUGGGAGUUGGUCAAGGAACCUCUGCAGCUUCUGGGACGGCUGAAGGCUGGAGAGCAAAUCACCACUGAUGGUAUCACCACCGAUGGUAUCACCACCGAUGGUAUCACCACCGCACAUAGGUCAGAGAGGAGUUGGUGGAAGAGAGGGGCUGUUGGGACCAAAGGUUCCCUUCCAGAUCAGCUGCAGAAAAUCCUCGCACCACAGGUGAAUGAGGCAGCCAUGGGGGCAGCUGGAGUCGGCAUCAAGAUAGCUCAAGGGGCCGACCGGGGCUGGGAGACGAACUGGUGGACAACAGGAGUUGUGGGGACCGAGGGUGACUCUUUUGGUCAACUCCAGAAUAUUGCUGCAUCGCGGUUGAGUGAGGGAGUGGUGGACGCUGCAGGUGUGCCUUCCCCAGUUGCACCUCGAGGGAUAUUGAAAGGGAGGUGCCUUGCUCUGGAGAAUUUUACCAAGGGAGCUGUUCAAUGGGUUUCUCCAGUCAGAGAUUAUGCAGCAGCACGUCCUGCUACGUGUACUGCUAGGGUCUGCUCUGUUCUGCCUCCUGUUUCUUUAGAUAGCUUGAUGCCUGUGCAUGACGCAUGUUAGGUGGUAUUAGUGAGAGUGUUUUCAAGCCCCUGCUGUUACAAGUGGCUUGUUAUGUAUGCUUGGUUUGGUAGGAAUAGAUGUGCUGGUAUUGG
Molecule: messenger RNA, 5244 nt
Organism: Closterium sp. NIES-67
Lineage: Eukaryota; Viridiplantae; Streptophyta; Zygnematophyceae; Desmidiales; Closteriaceae
Source: the annotation of a GenBank genome assembly